This is a messenger RNA of Acaulospora colombiana, 450 nucleotides long. NCBI's taxonomy places the organism in Eukaryota, Fungi, Glomeromycota, Glomeromycetes, Diversisporales, Acaulosporaceae. The record is from the annotation of a GenBank genome assembly.
AUGCUGAAUAUUCCAAAGAACGAAACCAUUUCAUUUGGGUUCAGUCGCGAUGAUAGGUACACAAUAAACCCAAGCAGUGGUGUCCAGAAUCCGCUAUACACCAGAAGAACUGCCAAACCAUAUCGGGCAGCCGUCUGUGAGCAUUACAACAUCAAAGAUCCACUUUAUAGGGUUGUCGAAUGCUGGGUUUUCGAUAUUAGCACACACACUUCACAGACAACGUGGCUGACCUACUCCAUGGAAGCCAUAGGGAGUGACCAGUUGAACGCGUACCAAGAAGGGCUCGCAAGCUUCAUAAAACAGGGUACCGCUAUGACCACUGCAGAGGUCAUAGCUAGUCUUGUCAUCGGAGGAAUUUUUCGCAAUUCGGCCAGUAAUUCUGCCAUGGUGGAAUUUGUGAAUGAAUCAGGUCCAAGAACCACUUCUGACACUUUGACCCAACCACCUUGA